This is a messenger RNA of Coffea eugenioides, 864 nucleotides long. RefSeq names its product long chain acyl-CoA synthetase 8-like. The record is from RefSeq and is a predicted model, not a curated record. The transcript is spliced from 3 exons. NCBI's taxonomy places the organism in Eukaryota, Viridiplantae, Streptophyta, Magnoliopsida, Gentianales, Rubiaceae. Gene Ontology annotation, molecular function: long-chain fatty acid-CoA ligase activity. Gene Ontology annotation, cellular component: membrane; endoplasmic reticulum. Bases 1 to 735 code for a protein of 244 amino acids.
AUGUCAAAAGUUGCUCAUACUGUGCGGCUGUCAUGGACUGAUCAGUCAUGGACAGCGCUUACGAGAAGGUUAUCCGAGAAGGUUGAGAAGCUUGGAAGAAUAACGAAACAAAGAGAUUCUACCAUAGAAGCUGCAAAAGCCAUUCAAGGUUUCUUACAGCAGAAUGAAGUUUUCCCUCGUGAAAAUAGCUUUGCCUGCUCUGAUACCAUGACAAAGAAUGUGUACAAGGUUGAUGAAAAGGGCAUGCGAUGGUUUUACACAGGUGACAUUGGAAGGUUUCAGGCCGAUGGAUGCCUUGAGAUUAUUGACAGAAAGAAAGAUAUCGUCAAACUCCAGCAUGGGGAGUACAUCUCUCUAGGGAAGGUUGAGGCAGCACUUAUCACAAGCAGUUAUGUUGAUAAUAUCAUUGUAUAUGUUGAUCCCUUCCAUAAUUAUUGCGUAGCUCUUGCAGUUCCCUCACAUCAGGCCCUCGAGAAAUGGGCUGAAGAUUCUGGCAUUAGUCACAAUAACUUUUCCGAUUUGUGUAACAAAACUGAAGCUAUCAAUGAGGUCCAGAAAUCACUUUCCAAGGUAGCAAAGGAAGCAAAAUUGGACAAAUUCGAGAUUCCUGCAAAGAUCAAACUAUUGCCAGAUCCAUGGACUCCGGAGUCUGGAUUGGUUACUGCAGCUCUCAAAUUAAAGAGGGAACAGUUGAAAGCUAAGUUUAAGGAUGAGCUGGAAAAGUUAUAUGCUUGAAGAACUGUAGCCGUUGGAACUGUUCAUGAUUCGAGUCAUGUCAGUCUUUGGGCUCACAUUGGAAUAUAACACGCAAUGCCUAUCACAAAGUUUUAUCUGAAUUUUCUAAUUCUAUUUUGUCUGUCGUUU